Molecule: messenger RNA, 721 nt
Organism: Abrus precatorius (Indian licorice)
Lineage: Eukaryota; Viridiplantae; Streptophyta; Magnoliopsida; Fabales; Fabaceae
Product: probable calcium-binding protein CML25
Exons: 1
Coding region: 158-721 (187 amino acids)
Molecular function (GO): enzyme regulator activity; calcium ion binding
Source: RefSeq, a predicted model, not a curated record
UUCGCAAUCUCUUCCCCAAUUCUUCCCAACCCAAAGAAUCCAAUAACAAACACUCGAUCCAAAAAAUAACCAAACCAAUCGUUAGUAUCGAUCGAGUUUGUGUAUUUGCUCGCUACAUUAGCAAUUCAACGUUUCACAUUCCGUCAGCAACAUCAAAAUGGGUUUGAAAUCACUCUUUAACCGCAACAAGGAUCAGAUCCCAUCAGCCACGCCCUCCCGAUCCACGUCAAUGUCCGUGCGCUCACGCGCGCGUCUCGCGGCUGAGCUUGAACAAGUCUUCAACAAAUUCGACGUUAACGGCGACGGCAAGAUCUCGGCGUCGGAACUCGGAUCCAUCAUGGGGAGCCUGGGCCAACCCGCCACCGAGCAAGAGCUCGACAACAUGAUCCGCGAAGUUGACGGUGACGGUGACGGCUGCAUCAGCCUCCAAGAGUUCAUCGAACUCAACACCAAAGGCGUGGAUUCCGACGAGGUUCUCGAGAAUCUCAAGGACGCUUUCUCCGUCUUCGACAUUGACGGUAACGGCUCCAUCACUGCCGAGGAACUCAACACCGUCAUGCGGAGCCUCGGCGAAGAGUGCUCACUCGCCGAAUGCCGGAGAAUGAUUGGCGGCGUCGAUAGCGACGGUGACGGGAUGAUUGACUUCGAGGAAUUCAGAGUGAUGAUGAUGAUGGGUUCUCGCCAUGAUACUACUGAUAGAGUUAAACCCACCGAAGUUUGA